AUGCGCCUCCGUCGGGGCAUGGUCCGCGAGUCGUGUGACUUUUGUCACCGCCGCAAAAUCAAAUGCGAUCGCCUGUCGCGCAACGACACGGGCCACACAGCCUGUUCGCAGUGCUCGCUGCGCGGUGUGCCGUGCCGCAUGGACGACGCGGACGACAUUCGGCUGCACGGGCGUUGGCGGCAGACCCAGAGCCAGACCCAGACCCCGUCGUCCCCCGCGGCCCUCUCCACGCCGACGACGUCGUCCGAACAGCGGCAGACCCCAACAACCUCCGUUCGACGCACAUUGCGGCAGAAUGGUGGCGUACCAAGCCACCAAUCACCGUCAGCCAGCCGUCUGGGCACAAGCAUCGCCACGGCGGGCGCCAGCCCUGUGUCGGUGGCAUCCAUGGCGUCGGUGGACGAGGCGUCAAACAGUUUGUCGUCGUCUUUCAGCCGUCCUCCACAGCAUAUAGCUCCGUCAAUGUCCACGUCGUCGAUGGCCACGUCGUCACUGGCCACGCCGGCGUCCAUGAAUUUAGAGGUCGGUGACCAGGGUAAUGCAGUUCAUAGUCUCCUAGCCCCGUCCCAGUCGUCCCAGACCAAGCCUCUUUCGCAGCCUCAACUACAUCCCCAGUCCAGCCUGUCGUACAACGUAACUUCGUCCGCCGGCACCAUCAACACGUUCCACUCCAUCGCCUCCAUCAACACGCCACCUUCGUCGUCCGUGGCCGAGGACCUCAUGUUCUUGGACGACCCGUUCCACCUGAACGCCGACAGCAUUUUCUUCCUGGACCAGAUCUUUACAGGCUAUCCGGACGGCCCGGCAUACGGGCCGCUGCCAACGUGGCCCAGCAGCACCGGCAACACAAUGUCGUCUUCGGACUUUCAGCCCCUGGUGCUCAACCAGGUGCACCCAGCGCAGGUACAGGCGUUGCCCACGGUCGCGGAUGCAAGCCUGCCGGUGCACUCCUAUACGAUGCAAGCCACGCAGCAGCCAUCACAGCAGCCAUCACAGCAGCCAUCACAGCAGCCAUCACAGCAGCCAUCACAGGAACCAUCACAGGAACCAUCACAGGCACCAUCGCAGCCGCCUCCACAGGAGCAUGGAGGGCCAGCGUUGGCGGACGGCCUCAACGACGGCGGCUACGAUCCUCCGCCCUGGACGCGCUGCGGCCUGGACGAGGCCACGUUCCUCCAGGCCCUGCGCGCCUACUUUGCCUACGCGACGCUCUACCUGCCCAUUUUGCUGGAGGACGCCUUUUGGCAGGACUACCAGGCGGGGCGCUGCAGCCUCAGCAUCAUUUAUGCGGUGGCCUGCCGCGGUCUGCCGUUCACAGCGCCGCCGCUGUCGGCCACGCGCGACGACCGCCGCCGCAUCUGGCGCCAGCAGCAGCACGUGGCCGAGCAGUUCCGCGAGGCCUUUUUUGUGGCGCAGCUCAGUGCCAACCGCAACGGCGGCCGUGUGCGGCUCGACGACCUGGAGGCGCUGGCUCUGAUGGUGUUUUUCAAGUACAACGGGGACGAAGGGGGAGGAGGAGGUGGUGGUGGUGGUGGUGAAGGAGGAAGUGGAGGAGGAGGAGGAGGAGAAAACAACGAAGCGACACUCUCGCAGCUGCACGCGCACCUGGCCGGACUGUACCUGACACGCGACUCGCUCGUGCUGAUGACAAUGCAGUCGGGCAUCGACGUGCCCGACGUGGGCAGCCGGCCUCUGUCGACGGCAUCGACAUCGACAGUCCCAUCCACAUCGUCCGACCCGACGGCGCCCGCAGCGCGUCUGCACGACCGCCGCACCAUCUUGUACUGGCAUGUCUACGGCCUGGACAGCUUCGACUGCCUCGACAAGAAGACGCUGAGCCGCAUUCCCGACGGCAACCACCACCUGCUGCUGCCCACAGCGACGUCGACGUCCACAUCAACAUCAACAUCAUCAUCAACAGUGACAUCUGCCCCCAACCGACUGCCCGCCCUCCCCCGCCACCACGAAGAGGCCCGCGGCUACCUCGACGCCGUGCUCGACCUCGCCGUCCUUGCCCGCAAGGCGCUCGUGUCCCUCAGCAACGCCACCGCCCGCCGCAGCGGCGUCCGCGCCGACCAGCUCGAGUCCGUCUACGCCCUCCUCGAGCAGUGGCAGCGCACGACCUGCCCGGCGCACUUGCGGCGCCAGCGGGACGCAGACGGCCGCCUCAGCCUGGCGGCGGGCGUCAACACAAGCAGCGCCAGCAGCACAACCAACACAAACAGUGGCGACGGCGGCCAGGUCCAGCUGCACCGCGCCGUCGUCUGGAUCCUGGAGAUCAACUGCUACCUGCAGAUUGCCGACUGCGUGGACCAGUACGGCAUCCUGGCAUCGGCCACCACCAGCCUCGACGACGAAGUCGCGCGGCUCCGCGUCGAGGCCGAGACGCUGCGGCAGGUGCGGGAUGCCGUCCAGAUCGCCCGCGCCAUCCUCGCGUACGACGCCUCGCCGCGCCGCGGCACCACCUUCUCGCUGCCCGACCUGGGCACGUCCAUUGUGCGCGACUGCUGCGUCGGCGUGGCCCGGUGGGCGUGCUUCCGCGGGCAGCAAAAGGGAGAAGUGGGUGGUAUCACCACGACUACCGCCACCAGCAGCGACAAAACAAAACGCACACGCCACACCAUGGCCACCUACCUCGAGGCGGCGACCGUCCUGCGAAACGCAGCAGCCACGGCCGUCUCGCACGCCGACACCCAGCCCGCAAUUGACCGGCUGGACAAGGAGAUUGCCAGUCUGGUGGCUGCUAUGGACGACGUUGCAGGAAAGUGA
This is a messenger RNA of Sporothrix schenckii 1099-18, 2769 nucleotides long. RefSeq lists its product as uncharacterized. The record is from RefSeq and is a predicted model, not a curated record. Bases 1 to 2769 code for a protein of 922 amino acids. Gene Ontology annotation, cellular component: nucleus. Lineage: Eukaryota; Fungi; Ascomycota; Sordariomycetes; Ophiostomatales; Ophiostomataceae. The transcript has a single exon. Gene Ontology annotation, molecular function: RNA polymerase II cis-regulatory region sequence-specific DNA binding; DNA-binding transcription factor activity, RNA polymerase II-specific; zinc ion binding. Gene Ontology annotation, biological process: positive regulation of transcription from RNA polymerase II promoter by galactose.